This is a messenger RNA of Pristis pectinata (smalltooth sawfish), 2621 nucleotides long. It is a transcript of the gene mslna, whose product is annotated as mesothelin a. Gene Ontology annotation, biological process: cell-matrix adhesion. Bases 191 to 1321 code for a protein of 376 amino acids. The record is from RefSeq and is a predicted model, not a curated record. The transcript has 11 exons. Gene Ontology annotation, cellular component: cell surface. Lineage: Eukaryota; Metazoa; Chordata; Chondrichthyes; Rhinopristiformes; Pristidae.
GUUUAGAAUUCAGAAUACGUUACCAAAAACAUAAAUGCCACACCUGGAUUUUAGCAUAAGAAUAGGCUGCAGGAGGGGAGCCAGGUAUAAAUUGUCAGUGUCUGUUUGCAGAUUAGUUCUGCAGUGCUCAGUAGGUUUCACACAAGACAAGAGAACUUUUUCCCGUUUGGAUCACCUUUGACAAGCAACAAUGAAGAAAACAAUGUUGCCCAAUUCCAAUGCAGUGAAGAUUAUGUCAAUUAUCACUAUUGGUUUUUUUCUGAUCACUUUGAAUGUCCAGCUGAGUUUCAGUGAGAACCAGUCACAAAGUCGCAAGUUGAUUCUGUUAAGAAAUAGAGUAAAACGUGCCACUGAUUGCCCCACCAAAGUCAUAACAGAAAAUAUAACCAGUGAACCUACCCUACCCACAACAUAUACAGCUGAGGAGCUGGAUGCCUGUUUGGAAAAUGAAGUGCUGGCUAAAAACCUUACUCAACUGGGAAAUAUUGCUUUUAGCAAAGAUCAACUUAUAGUUCUAAAGAGGAAAUUAGGAGAGAUUUAUCCCGAUGGACUGCCACAAGAGGAGAUUCAACGGUUGGGAUUCAUUAUCACAGUAUAUGGACCUGAGGAAAUUAGCACAUGGAAUAUAACGGAUCCGAAUACCCUUGUACUUGUUCUUCCUAACAGUCCAAAUUUCAAUACGACAAUUGCAAUUGUUUCAAAUUACCUUCAGAGAUCUGGGCCGCUGAAUGCAGUUGUGUUGAAUGCGAUUAGUGGUUCAACUUUGUGCAGUCUGAGUGAAGAGAAUCUUCGAACCAUCCUUCCUAGUGAAUUAAAGAAAGCCAAACCAUUAAAUAUUUCCAUGUGCACUCAAGCCAAAAAGGACAUAAUCUAUGGAAUUGCAGAAACUGCUUUCCGAGAUCAAGCUAAUGAUCCCAAUGCCUAUUAUCCCCUCAUCAAGCCAUAUAUCUCUGGUGCAAAAGUAUCUGAUUUACGGAGCUUAGCUGCUGGAAAUAUCAACAUGGACUACGCAACCUUUAGGACACUCAAUCCAGUGGAAGUAGAACAACUCACUGCUGAGGAAAUCCGUAAUCUACUUGGAGAAAAUCUAAAUGACCUUAAAACAAAUGAGAAUGAUUUAAUAGUGCAGCGAUGGAUUAACAAACACAGACCAGAUGAGGUGGAAAGUCUGGGAAUUGGUCUACGAGGAGGACUAUCACCAGCUGGAAUUGGAGUCUUUGUUUUUCCUGAGUUGCCUGGCUCCGCUUCAGUCAACAGUUACAGCAUCCUGCUUUCCAUUUGCAUAACUGUGAUGAGCAUCACAAUACAAUCCAUUUUAUAAACUGGGAUUCAACCCACUUGUGCUUUCUACCUGAUAACUGGAGAGAAUCAGAGCUCACUGAUGGAUUUUAAUGAAGGUUUAACAAUCUCGGCAUGUAUAGUGAGGUGUAUGCCUAUACACAAUCCAUUCUGGAGUUGCUUGAAACCAGCUUUUGAGACAACACUUUGAAUAUGAAGCAGAAGAUAAAGAAACAGGAUUGACAUUUUAAAAAAACAUGCAGUAAAUGAUAUCUGGAAUUCAGGGCCUAAUAUAUGGUGAAAACAGAUUCAGUUAUUGUAAUCAAUAAGAUAUGGGAUAGACACUUGCAAAAAAGAACAGGGGAAUAAGAUGACUGGAUAUCUUACGGAGAACUACCUCACACUAAAUGGGCUGAAUGGUUCUUGGUAUGCAUUCCAUGAAUUCUACCAUUUUAUGAUAAGAUUAGGGGGAACAAUGGAUUGCAAACAAAUUGACAAUUAUAUUAAAGCAACAAGUUAAAUAUUUUGCUUUUCAGAUCACCCAAUCCUGCAAUAUGAUCUUCAUUCAUUUUCUGUUCUCACAAUCCUUGUAGGAGGAUUAUUUCAGGAUAUUACUAUCUUCUACAAUUUUCUUUGUCUUGUGUAUUUGCAUCCUGGCACAUGUGCAGAUCACAUGCACUGGGAAGUCAUGGCAUCACCAUCAACUGUUUGCAAUCCAUACUUGUUCAGCAGCAAAGAAGCUCAAAGGAUGCUGUUGAUCAUAAAUACAAAUUCCGUUAGGUCUGUUAUUCAAUAUAAUAUUGCUGAAGCUAUCAGUAGUGCAGAACUGAGUGUCUCUGUUAAUUUAGCUCAACUCAGUGGGAUUAUGGGAUUACAAUAAGACAAUUUGUCUCAGUGAUUUGUUACUGAAAAGGAGAGAAAGAGCAUUAAGAGUUUCCACUCCAAAUCAUUAUUCAGUUAUCAACUUGGGAAGUGUAAAUGUGGACCACCUUUGGACUGUGCCAUGAGGCAUUUUGCCAUUGCCUGACUCUAACAAACUUAUAACGGUUUUAUCAAAUCCAAUUACAUUUAUGAUUAAUAAUAGAAAGUAGAGAAAGACACUUUUCUGUCUGCUUUGUAUUCUGGCCAGAGUCGAGAGUGAAGCAUAAAAUGUUGUCUAAAAUAAUAUAUUGGUUUUAUUCUCUAUAUUCUACAUUGCCAUUCUAAUUGAGUUUGUAUAUUCAUUGUUGCCUUAUCUUUCAGCUAUUUAUUUUUUGGAUAAUACACCUACUGAUUCAUUCUACAUUAUUAUGUUGUGUUAAAAAUGUAUAUUUUUAUUUACAAUAAAAUAGAAAUGAACCAUG